GAUAGAUUGUCCAUAGUAAUAGAAAUAAUAAAUUGAUCGAUAUAGUUAGGAUAAAAUUAAUCAUAAGUGGAUUAAAUGCAGAUAAUUUUGUCAAUUAGCUCAGUGUGCUAUCUAAAUUCAUUGCGUGAGGUGGAAAUGGACUGAUAAAGGAAAUAAAAAAAACAUGUUGUCGCUAAAAGGAGAUACAGCCUGGCAGAAGCUCCGGUCCCUCAUCAGCUGGCUACUCCCGCUGCCUCGCUUCGACCUGUUCCUGCAGGGUACCCUUCUGAUCCUCACUCUUUAUGAUGGGUUCGCGUAUCUGCUGCUGAAGAGGAGUGCUGCCGCUGGGGAGGUCAGCGGGAAUGUUGAGGACCUAGUCUACAUCGGCGCGGGCUGCUGCGAGCUGCUCCUAGCGCCGGUGCUGGCGUGGUGGGGCCGCCGCCGCCGCCCCGCCGCGCUGGCGGGCUGGCUCCUAGCCGCUGCCGUCUCAGGGCUCCUGGUACUCGGCUUCGAGCAGCCGGAGGUGGAGGCUGCUGGUGUGCGCUGCGAGCUUCUCCUAGCGCUGGUGCUGGCGUGGUGGGGCCGCCGCCGCCGCCCCGCCGCGCUGGCUGGCUGGCUGCUAGCCGCCGCCGUCUCAGGGCUCCUGGUACUCAGCUUUGAGCAGCCGGAGGUGGAGGCUGCUGGUGUGCAGCUCUGCGGCGCACCCCCGCUGCCCUCACCCCCGCAGCAACCAGGCUCCUCCAUCCGAGGCUCCCUGGUCAUCAUCACCGUGCUGCUCUGCACCCUCGCCAGGGUCAGCGUGUUCGCGCACGGAGUCACGUAUCUGGAUGAUCACCAUCCGACUAAUGCUGCUUAUUAUUAUGGUAUCCUAGUCUCAAUCCGCGUAUCCACCCUCAUCAACGCGCGCUCCUGGUUCGCGGCGCACGCGCAGGGCCCGGACUGGUGGAAGGGGCAGCUCUCCCUGGCGAUGCUGACCCUGAUGUUCGGAGUGCUGUUCCUGCUGUUCCCGAGGAGGAUGCCGGGCUGGGCUGUGGAGGAGACUGUGGAGGAUAAGUCUAGUGGUAGGGCGACAAUUUUACUGUAUGCAUACCUAGGUCUCCGGAGCACUCUGGCUCGUCUGCUGCGCUCCCCCGUGUUCGUGGUGCAGACGCUGGGGCUGGCGACGCUCAACGCCGGCCUGUGGGGGUUCGUGUUCCAGGAGGAGGUGUUUGCUAGGGCCCGUUACCACAUCGCGGAGGCGCCGGGCUGGUCGGACGGGCGCACGUCGCGGCUCGUCAGCAACACGCUCCGGACCUUUGUCGUCGUGUUCUUUGUUGCGAUAUUCCGCAUGCGUUUUUCCGGUCGCUUCCCGGACGGUAUCAAGGCGACCACCGCGUCCAAGGUGGCUGCGGUGUUAGCUCUACUCACUGCGGCUCUGUUCACCGUCAUAGCCGUCCUGGACUGUGAGACCUCGGCCGUGGCUGGCCUGGAAACGGAGUAUGAACAGCCUGAGUGCAGCCAGCAGUGCGAGUGUGACUCGGGCCGGUACGGCUUCGCGCCGGUGUGUGACGUCAGCACUCAGACCACGUACUUCUCCCCGUGCCACGCCGGCUGCAGCCAAGCGGAAGACCUGAAUGGGUUCUUACUGCUAUCAUCCUGCGCGUGCGGCGGCGGGCGCGCGGUGCGCGGCGCGUGCUCCCUGCGCGCCUGCGCGACCAGCUGGGCGCUCUACCAGAUACUGUAUGUCAAUGCUGUGGCUCUAGCUGCGGCCUCCCUCCUAAUGCAAGGGCUAGCGACGCUCCGCGCGGUGCGACACAGCGACAAGGCGGCGGCGGUCGGCUUGUCGCUCGGCGUCGUCGGGUUUGUGACGCAGGCGCCUGCGCAUGUGCUGUAUAUGGGGAUUAGUGCCAGCCAGUGCCUCUACUCCUCGGCCCCCUGCCUGCUGCACUCACAGGCACUCCCGGCGUACCUGGCAGCCUCCACGGCAGCCCUGGCGGCGCUGUCAGCGGGGCUGUGUGUGGGAGCGUGGGUGCUGCGACGGAGGGAGGCUAAGAGUUGACGGGGGAGCUUGAAGCGCAUCUAUUCUGAUACCAGGCUGCUAUUGAAGCGAAUACGCGAUACGAGUAGUAAUAAUAGCUAUGUAUACUUACAGCCAGUUUCAAUAACUCUAUCUACCAAUGACUGGUAGUUACUUUCAUACGAUUUUGACAGGUAACUUUGUAACUUUGUGUCAAAAUAGUAUGAAACUACCAGUCAUCGGUAGAUAGUUAUUGAAUCUGGCAGUUAGUAAGUACCUCAUUUUAUCGUUUGCAAAAACGAAAAAAAAAAAUCUCCUGCUAUUGUAUAAGUUCCUGGUAAGAGCACUGACUUAUUUAUAGACCAUAGUACUUACAUAAUAAACUAUUUAUGUAAAGCGAUUGAUGGAUACCUAAUGAAAGUAAUUAAUUAAUAAGGUAAGACAAUAUUUUAUAAUCUCUUUAACUUAAUAUGAUCAAAAUAAAACCAUUAAAAUUGA
Molecule: messenger RNA, 2473 nt
Organism: Plutella xylostella (diamondback moth)
Lineage: Eukaryota; Metazoa; Arthropoda; Insecta; Lepidoptera; Plutellidae
Source: RefSeq, a predicted model, not a curated record